This is a messenger RNA of Paramecium pentaurelia, 1063 nucleotides long. The record is from the annotation of a GenBank genome assembly. NCBI's taxonomy places the organism in Eukaryota, Ciliophora, Oligohymenophorea, Peniculida, Parameciidae.
AUGAUUAGGGAAUUCUUAAAAGAUAAUACAGAAAGUUGUCUUGAUUUGAUAGAUAGAGGUGAGAAUCUUGAAGAAGUUGAUAAAAAGAGUGGCAAAUCAUUAUUAUAAAUUGCAAUAACAAAUAAUAAUUUAGCUUUAGUCAAAGCUUUAUUAACUAAGAAGGCCGAUGUCAAUUUUUUAAACAAAUUUGAUAAGAGCACUCCUUUAUUUACAUCAAUUUAAUUAAAUUUCUUAGAAGCAGCAUAAGCAUUAUUAUAAACUCAUUAAGUUGAUGUUGAAGUAGAAAUAGAAGAGAGAACAUAUUUGGAACAUGCAGUAGUGAUUGGAACAGUGUAAAUGAUCUAAUUACUUAUAAGUAAUAAGUGAAAUAUAAUUAGAAUAUAAGGUACCUAUAUAAGGAAAUCUACUACAUUUAGCUAUUAAUGCAGAAUAAGAUGAAAAUGCAUUAUUUUUAAUUUAAAAUGAAAUAGGAUUAUUUAAUUAAGAUGAAGAUCAAGAGAAUGUUUUACAUUUAUUAGCAUUUAAUGGUAAUGCUGAAUUACUAAAUGCUAUAAUUAAAAGACACAUAAAUAAACCAUUUUAAGUUGAUAUUUGGAAUUAAUAAAAUAAAGAAGGAAAUGCACCUUUACAUAUAGCUGCAAUUAAUGAUAAGUAAUUAUUCUUGAAAGUAUUACUUACAAAUAAGGAUAAUAUUAAUUUGGAUGUGAAUAAAUAAAAUAGAGCUGGAUUAACUUAUUAAUAAAUAAUAGAAGAUAGAAAAAAGAAAGUUGAAUUAGAAUAAUAAGAGUAAUAAGUAAGAAAAAGAUAAAUAGCAGAAGAUAGAGUAUUUUUUUAAUUAAUUAAUUAAUUAGAAAGAAAGAUAAUAAUAAAGGGCUAAGGAAGUAGAGAAUCAGAUAAUAGAAGAAAAAGAAGCAAAAAGAAAAUAAAAAGAAUAAGAAGCUAAUAAAGAAAUCUUAUAGAAGAAAGAAGAUACAAAAAAUAGACUUUUGAUGUUGGCUAUCUUUGCCGUUGUUAUUCUAGGAUUCUAUGUAGUGUUAUAAUUUAGUAUAAAGAACAAAUGAGU